This is a messenger RNA of Linum trigynum, 2292 nucleotides long. The record is from the annotation of a GenBank genome assembly. NCBI's taxonomy places the organism in Eukaryota, Viridiplantae, Streptophyta, Magnoliopsida, Malpighiales, Linaceae.
AUACGAAUCUUGAAUAUUUAUACAAGGAUUGUAAAACUGUAUCGGAGGUUGUACCAAAAAAAGUCGAUAAUAGUAUAUUUUAUGUUGAAAUCUUGGUUCAACCUUUUCAUACUACUAAAAACCGGAUAGCGAUUUAGAAUCCCGGUACGAAUUUACAUGCUUGUAUCACCUUAUUAGCUGGUCCGGUUGAAGGCCGAAACGGGGUUAACUUUAAAACCUCCCUCCGAUGUCGGCCUAGUUUGGUCAACCGUCAAUCACUAGCCCGAUUGCUAUUUAAAACCGUUGAUGCGUAUACUUAAUUAAUUGCAAGAGAAUCACAUAACUACGGAACCACCUUAAGAAGAAGGAACGGAAGAGUAAAAGUCGAUUAAUUAUUAUUUUGGAAGAAAACUUCCCAACGGGAAAGGGGAAGAAAGAGCGGUGAAACCACCGCGCUGGCGCUGGUGCGGCGACUAGAAGAGGCGCCGCGAAACGGAAGAUUAGACGAAAACACGAGACAGCCCACUUGAUAACCGCGUGGCUGCAGCAAUCAAUUUUACGCGGCCGCGGAUUUCCCCUUUCCUCUGGAAGCAACAAGAUCUACCCCCUCUCUUUCAUUUUCUAUUUAAACAAGGGCACGGCCUUGGAGCUCCAAAGUCAAUUUCUCCAAAAAGCACAUCUACCUUUUCAUCGACCUGCAGUUCUUUUUCCAGAAAAUACAUCUUCCUUUUCAUCGACCUGCAGUUCUUUCUCUUCGUCUUCUGAGCAAUUCGAUGUCGUUCGCUUCUGGGAUUCAUGGUCAGCUGCUUGAAGUCACUGUUGUUGGGUGUACGAAACUGAAAGAUACCGAAUGGAUUUCAAGGCAGGAUCCUUACGUUUGUGUUGAGUAUGGUAGCAACAAGUCCCGGACAAGAACUUGCACAGAUGGCGGCAAGAACCCCACGUUUCAAGAGAAGUUUGUGUACACGCUUAUUGAGGGACUGAGGGAAUUGAAUGUCCUAGUUUGGAACAGCAAUACAUUGACGUUUGACGAUUUCAUCGGCAGUGGGAAAAUUCAAUUGCACAAGGUUCUAUCAGAGGGCUACGAUGACACAACUUGGCCACUUCAAACGAAAACCGGCAGGCAUGCUGGGGAAGUCCGACUCAUAAUGCACUAUGCCAAUGCUAAUAAACCAGCCACAAGUUACGCUCAUUCGGCACCUUCAUACGGAACACAUGGUCCCCACAUCUCAAUGUACUCAGCACCACCACCAUCAGCAUAUGCACCACCUCCAGCACCUGCUACCAUGGCAGGUUAUGGCCCUCCCGCAACUGCUGCAGGUUAUGGCCGACCUCAACCUGCAACCACGUUAGCAUAUGGAGCAAUGAGUACAGCCUCUCCAUAUGCUAAUGCUCCCCCAACAGCACCCUAUCCAUCACAUCCUUACUCCUCGUAUCAUCAGCCUUCAGCGUAUCCUCCAUCUCCUUACCCUUCUAUGCCAACUUCUUAUCCUCCGCCAUCUUCAGCUUAUCCUCCUCCACCAUCAGCCUAUCCUCCACCUCCACAAGGCUCGCCUUAUCCUCCAGGCCCUCCUGGAUAUUAUCCUCCUCCACCAUAUUAGGGGGUGAAGAAGUUGGGUCUGCCUGGCUGCCCAAAGAGAAAUGUACAAUCGAACUUGAAUCCUCAGUACAUAGAACUAGGAGCUUUAGCUGUGACGACUGUUGUCAUGAAUAUUUGUUGAUUGUAUUGUUUUGGUAGAACAAUUGACAUCAAAUUCUGGAGAAGGGCUUUGCAGAUAUUUUCACCCUCUUUUCUUCUCUGAUAUUCAAUGUUGAUGUCAAUCAAAUUCUUUGAUCUGUUGAGAUUCAUAUAUUUGUUUGUGUUGUUUCAUUGUGUGAUUUUUCCCGAAGAUCACAUUUUUAGGACAGAAUGUAUAUUUGAUGUGCGUCCUUUUCUUUUUAAAGCUUCCUUGAGAGAGAGAGAGAGAGAGAGAGAGAGAGAGAGAGAGAGAGAGCUGUUUUUGCUCAACACUUUUUGAUGAAAUGGCUCGUAAGGUUAGCGCGACAGAGCAAGAAGCUGACUUUAGCUGUGUGAUUGGGUGCUGUCUAACCCGCCAUCAAAAGCAGGGUUACAUCAUCCCUCUUCCUCUGCACAAUUGAGAUGGACUGGUGCAAGUGUAAUGUUUGUCAUUUGCCUUCCCAGCUUCUAAUGAUGGGUACUACUGACUACUUUCUUCCUUCUCCCGGUCAUUGAUGAGCUGUCUUUGUUCGAACCCGAAUCUUGAAGAGUUUGGAGAGGGAUAUCUCACUGAACAACAAACACAUUCUUGGUCC